CGACCCGCCUCUGUAGCGACCAGUCGACCACGUCUUUCCUCUCUCUUUCUUUAGAUCUUUCCUUCCAAGCAAAUUCCAAAAGAGUAUAACCUCUUAUAAAAAACCACCUUUUUCCUUCUCUCUUCUCCACUACUCCCCCAUAACCAAGAGAGCUUCUUCGAUUUUGAUGAUUUUGAUCUUCUGUUCGAAUCAUCAUCAAUCGAAGAUUAAUCCAAACCAACGAUCAUGUCUUCGAAUCAGAAACCAAGACCCAUCGUGAUCCGUCAAGUUUGGGCUGAGAAUCUCGAGUCUGAGUUCGAAUUGAUCCGAGACGUGAUCGAUGAGUUUCCAUUCAUCUCGAUGGAUACAGAGUUUCCCGGCGUCGUCUACCGUCCGGCCGAGCCUUACUACGCGCGUCGUCGACCCUCGGAUCACUACCUCAUCCUCAAGACAAACGUGGACGCCUUGAAUUUGAUACAAGUCGGUCUCACCUUCUCCGAUUCCGACGGGAAUUUACCGGAUCUCGGCACCGGAAACCGGUAUAUCUGGGAAUUCAACUUCAAGGACUUCGAUGUGACUCGGGAUGAACAUGCUCCGGACUCGAUCGAGCUUUUGAGACAGCAAGGUGUGGAUUUUGAGAAGAACAGAGAAAACGGGAUCGACUCUUCGAAAUUCUCUGAGUUCGCUAUGUCUUCUGGACUCGUUUGUAAUGACUCGGUGAGUUGGGUUACCUUUCACAGUGCUUACGAUUUUGGGUACCUGGUUAAGAUCUUGACGAAUCGGUGUUUACCGGAUGAGAUCGGGGAGUUUCUGAGUGUGCUUAGGGUAUUCUUUGGAACUAGGGUUUACGAUGUGAAACAUCUGAUGAGAUUCUGCAAUAGCUUGUAUGGGGGGUUGGACCGGGUCGCUAAGGCUCUUGAUGUGGACCGGGUGGUUGGGAAGUGCCACCAAGCCGGUUCAGAUAGUCUGCUGACGUGGCAUGCUUUCCAAAAAAUGAUUGAGAUGUAUUUUGGAGAUGAUGCACCUGAGAAGCAUGCUGGUGUUCUCUAUGGUUUAGAGGUUGUUUUCUGAUAAUAUUAAAAAAAAAAGACAAAAAGAUUUAUUAUAUAUUGCUUGUAUAGGGUUCAGGCUAAUUUUGUUGGAAAUAGAAUAGAAUUCUUCCUAUUUCUGCAUUGGUCUUAAAUUGGUUGCUUC
Macadamia integrifolia is the source of this 1173-nucleotide messenger RNA. RefSeq names its product probable CCR4-associated factor 1 homolog 11. The coding region runs from base 226 to 1050 and encodes 274 amino acids. The record is from RefSeq and is a predicted model, not a curated record. Gene Ontology annotation, cellular component: CCR4-NOT core complex; P-body; CCR4-NOT complex. NCBI's taxonomy places the organism in Eukaryota, Viridiplantae, Streptophyta, Magnoliopsida, Proteales, Proteaceae. Gene Ontology annotation, molecular function: poly(A)-specific ribonuclease activity; nucleic acid binding. The transcript has a single exon.